Molecule: messenger RNA, 684 nt
Organism: Pseudocercospora fijiensis CIRAD86
Lineage: Eukaryota; Fungi; Ascomycota; Dothideomycetes; Mycosphaerellales; Mycosphaerellaceae
Exons: 1
Coding region: 1-684 (227 amino acids)
Biological process (GO): maturation of SSU-rRNA from tricistronic rRNA transcript (SSU-rRNA, 5.8S rRNA, LSU-rRNA)
Cellular component (GO): preribosome, small subunit precursor; nucleolus; 90S preribosome
Source: RefSeq, a predicted model, not a curated record
AUGGCACCCAUACGUCCCGCCAGCAGGAAACGCACAACCGCACGCUCUCGUGUCGCGGCGAAAGCUUCGGCAGACCCUCGAGGCAAGUAUGCGCCGCUCCCAGACUCCGAGAUGGCAUUUUCCGCCCAACCUGAAUCCACAGACGCACUCUCCAACUUGAAGGAUGACUACUUCGGCUUCGACGGCAAUGAUUUCCGCCUCAGCAAGAAAGACAAGCGAGUCAUCAAGCAUGGCAACCUUCUUGCGAAGGUGCGGGAGGGCGCGAUCGAGAAGAAGAGCAGGAAGCGGAGAAGGCCGAACAAGAAAUUGAAAACAGAUAUUGGUGGUUUGGGAGAUGCCCUGCCUGAUGUUGACGAUGGAGAGGGUGAGUGGGAAGGCAUAGAAGAUGAUGGCCAGAUGGCAGUCGAGGGCAGGAAGAAGCGGCGGAGAAAAGACGAGGGAAAGAUGGUCAUGAAGAGUCUGAAGUUGAGGCACGGCGCCAUGAAGCGAAAGAAGAAGAUGGAAGACGAUGAGAUGGAGCGGAUGCAGAGAAAUCUGGCGCUGUUGGCUCAAGGAAGAGCUGCCGAGACCAAAGUGGAUGGUGGAGAAGACGGCGCUGAGGAUGCCCAGGCGAAGAGAUGGGAAGCGUUGCGCGCGUUCAUUGGGGGCACAAUGCAGAGGGACCAGGCUUUUGCGAAGACUUGA